UUGGUCUUUGAACUCCUUCCCCUUAUCUACUCUAUUCAAAUCUCUCUCUCUCUCUCUCUCUCUAACACACACACAUUUCCCAUUCUUAUCUGUAAUUCCCCAUCUCUCUCUGUGUCUAAAAUGGGUAGUUGUUUGAGCAAGAAAACCACCAUUUGUUCCUCACCAAAUGCACUUCCCGACCCACCUCCAAAUCAAACCAAGACCAACACUAACCCCCAAUUAAUAGACACGAAAAAGCCAGAAGUAGAGACUCUGAAGAAGGAGAUCUUUGUCAUCAAACACCGCAAGAGCCAAGACAUCGAUCGAAGAUCUGACGAAGAAAAACCCAACCCAGUUCACCAGAAGAUCCAAUGUACAGCCACCAGUACUGAUACAUCUGCAUCUGAAUCAGCUGAUCUUGGUAACAACAACAACAACAAUACUAGUAGCAAUGGAGGAGGAUUUCCGAAUGGGGGAAUCGUAGUGAGGACAUCGAGUUGUACGAAAGAAGAGGUCGAUGCUAUUCUCAUCCAGUGUGGCCGCCUCAGCCGCAGCUCGUCCGCCGGAAAAGCCACCGCCUUGUCCGGUUCUGGCCAUGAUCGGAAGUACUCUGGCUCCAAGAGGAGUUAUGAUUUCGAUCACGAGACUCCUAGCAAAGAUAAGAAGAAAGGUAAUGGCUUUGAGUAUGAAAACUACGACGAUGAGGUUGUUGAUGGCGACGAUGAUGAGACGGUGGCGGAGAGAAUCCACCGCCACCGGCAGCGCCACCGCCAAUCAAGGCCCUCUUCUUCUUCUUCCCGGAGGAGGACUCCGAGCAGAGAAAGAGACCAACAACAACAACAACAGCAGCAGAGGUCGGGAAGCAGAGAAAGAGGCAGCAGUGGCAGCGGUGGUGGGAGGAGGGUGAGCCGGUCUCCGGGGAGGAGAUCUGAAUCACCCAUAACUGGUGGCGCCACCACUUCAUCAGCCAAUGCCGGUGGAUGUAGGCCUGGAAAGAUGGUCUCUGUUCCGGCCACCGAUAAGAGCAAUAAUGGUGGUGGUGGUGGAGUGGAGGCUCCGCCAGUUAAGAGGAUUUCGGUGAAGAGAAAUGCAGGGGGGGAAGCGGCGGCAAUGGGGUGUAGGAGUGUGGCGUCACCGCGGUCUCAGUCUCCUGCGAGGGUGAAUGGGAGGGGGGGUGGCAAUGAGAAUCAGAAUGGGCACACCAAUCAGCCAUUGUCCCUCAGCAGAAGCAAUUCUAGGAAGGCUGAGCAUUCUCCUUAUAGAAGAAACCCAUUGGCUGAGAUUGAUCAGAAUUGUGUUGGAUUUGAAGUGCCUCUACACAGCAACAAGGCUGACAAGAACAGUCUGUCUCAGGCUCCAAUGCAGAAGCAAAGCAACAAUGAGAAUGUGAAAAGUAACAAAGUCACAGUGCAAGGCACCGAUAACAAAACCAACACUGGCAAAGACAACAAGUAUGGAACUUCAAGUUGCAGAGCAAACGAACAGCAGCAGGGGAAAGAUGACGGCAAAAUAUUGCAACCAACGCCCGGCAGCGUUGCAUUGACAGUGGUACCCUCAGGACCCGAAAUCCUCAAACCACAAACAAUAACACGAAGCCGGUCCUCGAGACUGUCACGGGACCUUGACCUCAACCCCGACACCCUACUGAAUCCCGCUCCCUCUUCCUAUACAGCGCUAUUGCUUGAAGAUAUCCAAAACUUCCACCAAAAGGGCACCCCAGCAAUCUCUCUCCCGCCUUGCGUCACCAAGGCGUGCUCCAUCCUCGAAGCAGUUGCCGAUCUCAACUCCAGUUCGAGCAAUCCAGUUGGGAAGAAGAGAUUAGAGAGCAAGGACCCUUUUGUGGAGUCUGAAGUGCUUGUCAGCGAUGACCUAACUGAACCAAGCUUUCACAAGUAUGUGACUACGAGGAGGGGUACUGUGGGAGGUGAUAGUGGAGAUGUGGAAGAGCAAGAGUCCUCAGGGAGCAACAGCUUUGUUGUUGGUGGUCAACAACAUUGGGCAUCUUCUUCUUCAUGGGAACCCAAUUCAGCUGAUUCAACUGACCACUGGACUUCUUCAAGGUCGAAUACCAGGGAGGACAAUAGGAGUCCACCGGGUUUUCAGAGGCAUGCUUUGUCCGAGCCACGCUGUGAUUCGGAUGAUGCACGAAGAAAGUUGAGCGAAAAGAAGAGAGAAUCUGAUGAUCGUCAGCAGAAUGGAGUAGGGCGAGGCCGAGUUGGUUCGAGUAGAGGUCUUCACUCGACGCCUCCACUUGCAGCUGUUUCAACCUGAAAAUGAACGAGAUGAACCUUUUCAGUUGUAACUUUUAGUUGAAUUGUAUCAGUGGUUGCAAACUUGCAACUUUUGCUGUAA
Molecule: messenger RNA, 2331 nt
Organism: Camellia sinensis
Lineage: Eukaryota; Viridiplantae; Streptophyta; Magnoliopsida; Ericales; Theaceae
Source: RefSeq, a predicted model, not a curated record